Molecule: messenger RNA, 1479 nt
Organism: Penicillium daleae
Lineage: Eukaryota; Fungi; Ascomycota; Eurotiomycetes; Eurotiales; Aspergillaceae
Product: Zn(II)2Cys6 transcription factor
Exons: 3
Coding region: 1-1479 (492 amino acids)
Biological process (GO): positive regulation of transcription by RNA polymerase II
Cellular component (GO): nucleus
Molecular function (GO): transcription cis-regulatory region binding; zinc ion binding; DNA-binding transcription factor activity, RNA polymerase II-specific
Source: RefSeq, a predicted model, not a curated record
AUGACCUCGGAGGAGCGUUUCUCACGAUCGCGAAAUGGCUGUCUCCAGUGUCGCAAGAAGCAUUAUAAAUGUGAUGAAAAGCGGCCACUAUGUUCCUUCUGCUCAAAUCGAGGCCUGGAUUGUCAAUAUCCUUCUGGGCUGAAAUGGGUGCGUCAGACAAGACCGAUCUUGUCAAGGCAUAGACCGCGAAACAAUAGACAUGGAGAUAGUGGGGAACUGCCCCGUAGCUCCGCAUCAUUAUUGUUGGCUGAUCUCUUUCGUUCUGAUGAAGAGAAGCUUGCCUGGGAGUAUUCUGCGUCGAAGAUGCUGACCCUGAACGAAUUAGAUGUGAGGCUCGUGUCAUCGAAUAUUCCAGCACUCGAUGGCCCGGAUAAUCCGUACCGGCAGUUAUCCUUCACUGCAUUGUCAUCUCCUGUUUUACUCGAAACUAUUGUCUGCAUAGCCACGGAACACAUGCUCAACUUUGGCUUGGUCGAUGUAUCAACAGCAGCACGGCACCAAACACGAAUGCUAAGAACCAUUGGCCAGAAUCUCCAACUGAUUGAAUCGGGAGACACUUGUGGAACCACGGCUAUUGUGACGGCAAACAAUCCUGAUCACGAGGCACUCUUUGCCGCGGUCAUUCUCCAGGGAGUUAUAGUCGCUCAAUCAGCCGAUGGCGUUCUAGAGCCCCACGUCCGCUGUGCUGCUUUCCUCAUGGAGGUUCUAAAUCUCUUCCGUCAAGUGCCACACAAUGUACUCGGGCGAACGACCGUGCAACGAUUCGCCAUGGUCGACGUUAUGCUUGCCAUCUCCCGCCAGCGACGUCCGUUUUCUCCUAGGGACUUUGUACUGCAUAUGCCCGAUGCCGAGACAUGGGAUAAUACCGAGCCAUCAUUCCACAAGAUGACCGGCUGUCCUCAGCCGUUGAUGUGCUUCCUGGUCAGAAUCUCCCAUCUUGCUUGCGACGUGGAUGAAAGAUCGGAACGCUGUGCACCGAUUAAUGAUCUUCUCAGUCAGGCGCAUACCUUGGAAAAUGAUCUUCGGGCAUGGGGCUCUUGUUACUCAGGACAAGUCCCUGAGGAAGGUAUACGCGCGCCUCUGGACAUCCUUACCGAGUGCUUCUACUGGACUGCACACCUCUUGCUUGCGCGGCGUGUGUUUCAAGACCACACCCGGUCUCCGCGGGUGCAACACUUGACACGCACAUGUUUCGAGCUGAUGGACCAGCUUUCUACUGGAGUUGGUCCUGAUUCAUCGCUGCCGCAGCCAUUCUAUCUUGCGGCUCGGGAAGCGAUUACCUUGGAAGAUCGGGCUUGGGUGCGGCAGAAGCAUGAGUCUAUGACGAAUUAUUAUCGUGAGCAACAGCGGAACUUGGCGAUGCAGCUGACCCAGCGCAUUUGGGAGAUUGAAGAUGAACAGUUGAAGAGUGGGAAUAUCUUGGACUCGGAGAAAUUGAUUAAGAGGCUAGACCGGGAGUCUUGUUUGUUUAUUUUUUGA